AUGACUGAAGUGCGUUAUCCCGGUUUGGCGACGCAGGAGGAUGAGACAUUUGUUGCGGCAGGACUGUGCUUGUGGUUGUUUCAACUGCUCGUACUAGGUCAGGCUCUCCCGCGCAUGCAUACGCUCUGGACAGCGGCAGGAAGCCAUGUGAGGGCCCUCGUCAACGCGUUUGCCAGGCAGUCCAACGUUCUUCUCCAGUCGCACCUGCUCGGAAGAACGUGUACUUUUCGCACUGAGUCUCGAUGUUUUUCCCAUUCUGCGACUAAAAGACCCAUUCGCUUGGUCUCUCCACUCUAUCUGUCUCGCUUUGGGUUGUCUCAUUCGCCAUCUGGUGGAGCCCGGCGAAUAUCAUGGCUACACAAGUUGAAUUUACGGCCGGGUGAACCGUACAACGAACCGUCGGACGGUCAGGAAGAGGCGGCCAAAGUAGCUAUACUGGAGAAGGCCAUGAAAUCGCGUCAACCUGCGGACCUCAUGCUGCGGUGCACAAUACUGGAUGCCGACGGCAACGUGAAGACAAUUUCCGGCCAGUUCAGAAAAGCUGAUUUGUGUUCGGAACAUCGUUUGAACCCCCGUGAUCUACGUAAAAUAGAUUCCAGGAUCCCGAACCUCGUGCCCACUAUCCUUGUGCGGAAGGAAGCUAUACUUGUCAAUAUGCUUCAUAUUCGCGCCCUCAUUAAGGCAGAUGCCGUGGUUCUUUUCGAUACCUAUGGAUCGGCAGACUCUAGGCUGCAUUCCGUCUUUCUGUAUCACCUGGAACAUAAUUUAAGACUCAAAAUGUCUGGACUACCUUACGAGUUUCGGGCACUGGAGUCGGUACUUUUAUCGGUGCUAAGUGCUCUGGAAGCAGAAAUGGUCUUCAUCCGCAAUCUUGUUGGGGGGCUCCUGGCUGAGCUGGAAGACGACAUUGAUCAUGACCGCUUUAAGCGUCUUCUGCAUUACUCUCGACGCCUGGCUGGCUUUCAAAAUCGAGCUAAAUUGGUUCAAGAAGCUCUCGAAGAAGUUCUCGAACAGGACGAGGACCUUGCGGCCAUGUAUCUGACUGGCAAGCAAAAUGAUAUUGAUCGGAACCCUGAUGAUCAUGAGGAACUGGAGGUACUCCUUGAGUCAUUCGCAAAACAGGUGGAGGAGAUUGUAAACGAGGCGGAAAACAUGCAGAGCAAUGUACAAUCAACACAGGAAAUUGUAGAACUGUUACUAGAUUCUAAUCGUAAUGCGCUACUUACUCUCGAUCUCAAGGUGUCAAUACUGACUAUGGGUGUUGGUAUCGGAACUCUGGUUGCCGGACUGUUUGGCAUGAAUUUGAGGAGUCACCUCGAAGACAAUGAAUAUGCCUUUGCAGUCAUGUCGGGCUUCUCCAUCAUCGUUGCGGCAGCAUUCGCUGUCACAGUUCUGCGGCGACUAGCCAAAAUACGGAAAGUUGGACUUUCUGCAAAUAAUCGCAGGCCAGCUAGGAAGACCUGGUUGCCACAUUUGUAG
Molecule: messenger RNA, 1479 nt
Organism: Sparassis crispa
Lineage: Eukaryota; Fungi; Basidiomycota; Agaricomycetes; Polyporales; Sparassidaceae
Product: Mitochondrial inner membrane magnesium transporter mrs2
Exons: 14
Coding region: 1-1479 (492 amino acids)
Biological process (GO): mitochondrial magnesium ion transmembrane transport
Cellular component (GO): mitochondrial inner membrane
Molecular function (GO): magnesium ion transmembrane transporter activity
Source: RefSeq, a predicted model, not a curated record